Penaeus monodon (black tiger shrimp) is the source of this 1558-nucleotide messenger RNA. Its product is annotated as phospholipase DDHD2-like. The coding region runs from base 803 to 1543 and encodes 246 amino acids. The transcript is spliced from 5 exons. Gene Ontology annotation, molecular function: metal ion binding. Gene Ontology annotation, cellular component: COPII-coated ER to Golgi transport vesicle. Lineage: Eukaryota; Metazoa; Arthropoda; Malacostraca; Decapoda; Penaeidae. The record is from RefSeq and is a predicted model, not a curated record.
CAGUAUUUUAAAAAUGCUACUGUAAAAAAGUAUAUUACAUAUAUUUUUUUGUUAUAAAAAAGUUUUGUGAUUUUCAUUAUGUAAAAGUUAAUUCUUUGAAAGGAUUGGAUUAAUGGAAUGCAGUUGGAUUAGUUGCAGAAAAUAAAAUCUAUUUUGUGAAUUACUAUUUGCUGAAAUUCAGUUAACGGAGCAGUCUUUCAAAGACAAUUGUCUCAAAAUUGACUUUUGGGACAUUGGUCCUUCUUGUUCUUGAGCUUAGAAUUUUUGCUGAACAUAAAUGGCUAUAAUAUGUCUGAUUUGAAAUUGUUGUACCUUUUUAUAUAGAUUAUUAUCUCCUUUUGAGUCUAGAAAAAGAAGCAAGAAAAGAGAAGAAGAAGAAAAUCUAACAUCAGCACAAGACAGUGUUGGUCUUAGACAGUCAAUGUGGUGAUGAUGGUGCUCUAAGCAGAUUGGGAAAGAAUUUCUCACUGGCAAAAAAUUAUUUCUGUAGCUUGAUGGUUACCCUCUUGGAUUUUAUCCCACUAAGAAUGAUACUUCUCCUUUAAAACAAAAAGCAAAGAAAAAAGAUUCUGUAGAAAACAGACAAAAAAGAUGUCAGGUUGACUGUCUUGUAAAGAUAUCACAUACAUUAUUCUUCCAUUUUUAAAUUAAGAUAUAUAGCUUAUUCAGCAAUAUUGAUAACAAGAACAAAAUAUUUAUUAUUUUAGAUUAUAACAAUUUAUAUUGUAUUUUUCUUCCAGUUGAUGAUUUCCGGAAGUUAGGCCAACAGUUAUUGAGUACACACUUCAAGCAGUCAGUUGAUAUGGGAGUGAUUGGAAGGGUUGAAAUAUUACCUGUAUCCUGGCACAAGGCUCUUCAUGGGGAUGCAACAGGAAUAGAUGAGAAGUUGAAGCCAAUCACCUUGAGGUCAAUACCCAAGCUACGUGAAUUCACCAAUGACACCAUAUUAGAUGUUCUCCUUUUUACAAGCCCAAUCUACUGCCAGCAUAUUGUAGAUACUGUGGCAUCUGAGUUAAACCGCUUAUACACAUUGUUCUGUGAGCGCAAUCCAUCCUUCAGUGGGCCCGUCUCUCUGGGUGGGCAUUCCCUUGGUUCUGUCAUUUUGUUUGACCUCCUUAUGCAUCAGUCUCCAAAUGCUGAAGAUUCACCAAACACUGAACCUUCACCAGCAGUGGAAAACCACAGCAUUUGUUCAAGGGACCGGAUGGACUCGGUUACAUCCCCAGUGAACUAUGUCAUGGGUGGCCAGGGAACAGGUCAACCAUCUAUCACAUACCCUCAGAUCUCAUUCAAACCAGAUGCUUUCUUCCUUAUGGGAUCUCCCAUUGGUAUGUUCAUCACAGUUCGAGGCAUAGACACAAUAGGUGUGGAUUUUGAGCUACCCACUUGCAAGCGAGUCUUCAACAUAUUCCACCCAUUUGACCCUGUGGCAUACCGCCUUGAGACUCUUAUAGAUCCUAGUCUCACAGAUCUACGACCUGUCUUGAUACCCCAUCAUAAGGGAAGAAAGAGAAUGCAUUUAGGUAAGAUCCCUUAUUUUUAACCCUUUUAAUGUGAG